GAUCGUCUGGUUGUUUGGUUGUCCGUUCGCCUCCUUUGGGGCUCCUUCCUCCGAGUCCCGCGACCAUGCCGAUCCGUGCUCUCUGCACCAUCUGCUCUGACUUUUUCGACCACACCCGCGACGUGGCCGCCAUCCAUUGCGGCCACACCUUCCACUUGCAGUGCCUCUUUCAGUGGUUUGAAUCAGCGCCAAGUCGGACUUGCCCUCAGUGCAGAAUCCAGGUUGGCAAAAGAGCUAUUAUCAACAAACUCUUCUUUAACGUUGCCCAGGAGGAGGAGACUGUCUUAGAUGCAGAGUUCUUAAAGAAUGAAUUGGAUAAUACCAGAGCCCAGCUUGCCCAAAAAGAGAAAGAGAAGAAAGACAACCAGGCCAUCAUUGAUGCUCUGAGGGAUACUCUGGAAGAACGCAAUGCCACUGUGGAAUCUCUGCAGAAGGCUUUAGACAAAAGUGAAAUGUUAUGCUCCGCUCUCAAGAAGCAAAUGAAGUUCUUAGAGCAGCAUCAGGAUGAGACCAAACAAGCACGUGAGGAGGCCCGGCAACUCAGGAACAAAAUGAAGACCAUGGAACGGAUUGAGCUUCUACUCCAGAGCCAGCGGCCUGAGGUGGAGAAGAUGAUCCAAGACAUGGGAGUAGGGCAGUCGGCGACAGAGCAGCUGGCUGUGUACUGCGUGUCCCUGAAGAAAGAGUAUGAAAAUCUUAAAGAAUCACGGAAGACCUCGAGGGAGCUAACUGACAAGCUGAAGAAAGACUUGUUUUCUUCUAAAAGCAAGUUACAGACAGUCAACUGCGAACUCAACCAGGUCAGGUUGGAACUAAAGUCAGCCCAGAAGGACUUACAGAGUGCUGACAAGGAAAUCACGAGUCUGAAAAAAAAGCUGACGGUGCUGCAGGAAACACUGAAUCUCUCGCCAGUGGAUAGAGAAUCUGUCAACCGCCUGGUUUUGGAAAGUCCGGUCCCACUGGGGAUGCUGAAGCUUCGCCAGCCAAUCUUCAGUGAUGAAAUUGACCUCAAUGCUACCUUUGAUAUAGAGACCCCCCCGGCUCGUUCGUCUGACAACCACUUUGGUCUUGCCAAGAAGCUCUGCUUAGAGAAGGCAUCCUCUUCAGUUGAGAACGUUUCCAAGAAGAUAUCCAGUGACCCCUUACAGGAGUCCCCACUCGCCCAGGACAACCAGUGCUGCCAGGAAGAGCCAGAUGAGGACGAGGAGCUAGCGAAUGCCUUCCCUCUCUACAUCCGAAAUGUAGUCCGGGCCCGGAAAAAGCCCUCGAAGGACCGAAGCGAGCCAAGUCGCAGCACAGAUAGAAUCAGGACAGGCUUCGAUGGACUUGGAGGCCGGACAAGAUUCACCCAGACUGGUGACAUUCGUUUCAUCCGAUCACGUCCACCACUCAUAAGACCCAAGGCCAAGGCUAAGUCCAGGGGGAAAGCAAAGACCAUGCUCCCUCCCUCCCAGGCCAAGCUGGACAUGUACUUGUGAUAGUAAGAACACUGUCUCAUCAAUGGCCAGAUACACCUCCAAUGUGGAGACUGAAAACUGGCUCGUCAGUGGGUCUUUUAGUACCAGCCCACAGGCAAGGGUGGAUAAGAGAAUAAGAGAAAAUGAGUUCUAGAUUGUCCUUGCUCCACCCUUGCCUAAAAUAAGAUGGGCCUGUCUAUGGGAGCCAGGGUGACCAUCUUACUGUCUGGUAGGGGUGCGCCUAUUCGAGGUCCCUUGGUAGUUGUGAUCACACAUGGCUGGACUCAUGCUCCAGACCAGAGUUUUGGUUGUGUGAACUAAAGUAUUUGAGCCUUUUUGGGAAGCUUCGGCUGCCCGAGCUUCCAUCUCCGCCUGAUUGGCUGCUAGGCAUAGCCUGCAUCAAGCAUGGUGGGGAAUGGGGCAUGUUUGUAGAAGGAUUUAUAUAUAAAAUAAUUAAUAAAGAAUCUCUUCUUCCUG
Molecule: messenger RNA, 1934 nt
Organism: Suncus etruscus (white-toothed pygmy shrew)
Lineage: Eukaryota; Metazoa; Chordata; Mammalia; Eulipotyphla; Soricidae
Gene: TRAIP
Product: TRAF interacting protein
Source: RefSeq, a predicted model, not a curated record